AUGGUUUCCAUUGAAGCUACAAAUGCUUUUCUUAAAGAACUUGAAGAUGUUGGAAGUGACACUAAUAAAAAUAAAAGUCGUGGUGUAUUAACUGGUAGUACACAUCUUGAACAUCUUGCUGGAAUUGAUAUAACAGAAGCCCCACAUGCUGUUAGAAAGACAGCCAUUAUAUGUACUAUUGGUCCAAGUUGUAGAAAGAUUGAACAAUUAGAAAGUAUGAUAAGAAAUGGUAUGAAUAUUGCUCGUAUGAAUUUUUCUCAUGGUGAUCAUGAAUAUCAUAAACAAACAAUUUUAAAUGUUAGAGAAGCAGCAAGAAAUGUUAAACAUGAAAAUAUUGUAGCAAUUGCUCUUGAUACCAAAGGUCCAGAAAUAAGAACUGGUAUUCUUCAUGGUAGUGGAACAGCUGAAGUUGAAUUAGUUAAAGGAAAAUCUAUUCGUUUAACAACUGAUCCUAAUUUUGAAAAAACAUCAAAUUCAGUUAUUUUAUAUGUUGAUUAUAAAAAUAUAACUAAUGUUUUGGAACCUGGAAAAUUAAUUUAUAUUGAUGAUGGUCUUAUUUCAUUAAAAGUUGAUGAAAUUGGUGAAGAUUAUGUCAUUUGUAUAGUUGAAAAUGGUGGUAUGCUUGGUAGUAGAAAAGGAGUUAAUCUUCCUGGUACUUCUGUUGAUCUUCCUGCUGUCUCUGAAAAAGAUAUUGAUGAUUUAUUAUUUGGAGUAGAAAAUGGUGUUGAUAUGAUUUUUGCAUCAUUUAUUCGUUCAGCUGCUGCUGUCCAUGAAAUUAGACAAAUUUUAGGUGAAAAAGGAAAAAAAAUAAAAAUUAUUUCAAAAAUUGAAAAUGAAGAAGGUGUAAUUCGUGCUGAUGAAAUUAUUGCUGCAAGUGAUGGAAUUAUGGUUGCUCGUGGUGAUCUUGGAAUAGAAAUUCCUGCAGAAAAAGUAUUCCUUGCUCAAAAACUUCUUAUUGCUAAAUGUAAUGAAGCAGGAAAACCUGUCAUCUGUGCAACACAAAUGUUAGAAUCUAUGAUUAAAAAACCAAGACCAACACGUGCUGAAACAUCUGAUGUUGCUAAUGCUGUUCUUGAUGGUGCUGAUUGUGUUAUGCUUUCUGGUGAAACAGCUAAAGGAUCUUAUCCAAUUGAGGCAAUAAAAAUUAUGCAUUAUAUAUGUAAAGAGGCUGAAGCAAUUGUUCAUCAUGAAAAAUUUUUAGAAGAAAUAUUAAAAAGAGUUAAAAAACCAACUGAUCCUGUCAAAACAAUAGCUAUUGCUGCUGUUUCUGCUGCUGAAUCUUGUCAGGCAUCAGCUAUAUUAUUACUCACUACAACUGGAAAGACAGGACAAUUAGUUUCACAAUUUAAACCAUCUGUACCAAUUAUUGCAAUUACAAGAGAUCCUCAAACAGCAAGACAAUUAUGGCUUUAUAGAGGAGUUUUUCCAAUAUAUUAUGAAACAACUCAAAAAAAUCCUGUCUGGACGGAUGAUGUUGAUAGUAGAUUAGUUACUGGUGUUAAUUACGGAAAAGAAAAGGGUUUUAUAAAGGAUGGUGAUAAUAUAAUUGUUAUCACUGGUUGGACUUCUGGAGCUGGUAAAACAAACACUUUAAGAUUACUCACUGCUUAA
Molecule: messenger RNA, 1611 nt
Organism: Strongyloides ratti
Lineage: Eukaryota; Metazoa; Nematoda; Chromadorea; Rhabditida; Strongyloididae
Product: Pyruvate kinase
Exons: 2
Coding region: 1-1611 (536 amino acids)
Biological process (GO): glycolytic process
Cellular component (GO): cytoplasm
Molecular function (GO): potassium ion binding; pyruvate kinase activity; magnesium ion binding
Source: RefSeq, a predicted model, not a curated record